AUGAAACGUAGCUACCGACACUUCAAUGGUUGGAUUUUAAUAGAAACUGUGUCACUGUACAUGCAUUAAUUAUCAUUUGUUUACUAUAAUUAUUCUUUCAUAGAUGCAUGGCGGAGUGUGUUAAGGUGCAUUGCAGCUUGAACUAUACAGCAUUUUGUCUACCACAUGUACAUGGUGAAGGCAAUCUGUGAUGACUGCCAGUGAGGUAACCUACUACCAUUAGUUAAAGGAAUGUUGAUGAGUCCAACGAGACAUGAAUGAUGAAGAACGGCCAAACAAGCAUGACAAGUCUAGACGGAGAAGAAAUGUCACAGUCCAGUGCGGACAGCUCAAGUCUAUACAACUUCAACUCACAGACUGCGAGCUCAAAAGGUAUGCUGGAGUCAGAUACCAGUCUGGAUGAGGAGAAUAACAUCAAAAAGUUGAGUGACAAUAACAAAGACAGACGGUCGCCAAUAAAAAAGAGGCGCUCCAAAGACUCUCGUUUCUGCAAAGUGUGCGGUGAUAAGGCACUGGGCUAUAACUUCAAUGCGAUGACAUGCGAGUCAUGUAAAGCGUUUUUUCGCAGGAACGCGCUUAAAGAGUCUACGCUGGCGUGUUUAUUUGAAAGCAACUGUUCGAUUGACAUUAGAACGCGGAGAUUCUGCCCCCACUGCAGGCUUGCGAAGUGUUACGAUGUUGGAAUGAAGAAAGAGAUGAUCCUGGAUGAUGAUUCUCGGAAGGCCAGGAUGCAGAAGGUGAUGCAGAAUCGUACGCGUAAGGGCAGCAAGCAGCCGGACCCGAUGCUUCACCUUGUCAAGGAGGAGCCAAUCGACGCAGACAUGCUGCCAGACCAAUCAGAUUCCAGCAGGGCAGACCAUACCGAGGACUCGAUACUUGACGUUGAGCAGUCGAUGCUCACUGUUGAAAGGGGAGCAAUAUUACAGGAGAUAGAUAGGAGUCUGAGCGCAAAUGGUUUCGAUGACAUUCUUGACCCGGAGUUCACAGAUAAGGAUCCCGCUCUGUUCCGCCAGGUGACGGCUGCAGAGCAUGGAUUGUUUAAGAAUCUGGGGGCCGUGUACACGGCAACACUCGGGGAUAUGCUCAGUGACGUUAAUCCAAUGGAGCAGAGGUACAACAGCUGCAGUGAUCUGAUAAAUAAUUCCACGAUUGCUGUGCGCAAACUGAUCAAGUACAUUAAGAAGUUGGAGGAUUUCCAGCAGCUACCCACGGACGAUCAGUUGACCAUGUUGAAGUCAUGUAUCUUGUCAGCGAUUCUGCUGCGCUCGGCGUGGUUCUACGAUAUCGAAAACGAGGGCUGGAUGACGCCUACUGGUUGCAUUUCAGCGAAAAUUCUAAAGAAUGCCGUUGGUUAUAGUGAAGUUUAUGAAGCUCACAUAGGGUUCUGUAAACGGGUGAAAACCCUGUUUGAGGAUGACAGUCGAUUGUUCUCCUUGGUUCAGAUGCUGUGUAUCUUCAGUCCCAUCAACACAGAGUUGAAGGUGAAACCAGAAGUGGCCAAUCUGCAGGACAAAUACCUCAUACUUUUGAAACAUUACCUUGAAUGGAAGUUCUCAUACAUCCAAUGUGCUGCGGUUUUCACACAGAUUAUCAACUUAAUCAGUGAGAUGAAAAACUUAUCAGAUGUUCAUUACGCCAUAAUCUUGCGAGCGAACCCUUCAGAGAUAGAACCUCUCAUGUUAGAGGUGUUUAACUUAAAGAAGCCUCUUACUGCUUGAGCUUAGGGCUCAAAAAUCAUGUAGUGGUUACCAAGGUGCCUGUACCACAUGACUUUUUUGGCAAUGUGUGUGACAAUCGGUAGUCAACAAAACAUCGCUUCAGGUAAUAUUUUUGAUAAUUUCUUCAUUAAUUCAAAACCAUUUACAAAAAAAACAAAGACGAGUGCCCGGUCAUUGUCAAAAUACACAACUUUGUUAAGUUUGCGCAAAGUUAAUUAAGUAUUUUUUCCAAAAUGUGCAACCGCGUGUUUGAAAACACACGAAGUGAAAUGCUAUGUGUGGUAUAUUUUUUAUUCAAUCAACAAAAACGUUCAUUAUUAUAUUGUCGAAGGUUUAAAAAAAUAGGGCGGACAUUGUAAUUCUUUAUAGAGAAGCUACAUACAUUGUAUGUUUGCGCAAAUACAUCUGAUUCAGAGUAAAUGGUUUUGAAUUAAUGAAGAAAUUAUCAAAAACGUUAUCUGAAGCGAUGUUUUGUUGACUACCGAUUGUCCCACACAUAGCCGAAAAAGUCACGUGGUACAGGCACCUUGGUUACUCUACUCAUCCAAUACGUACCAGUGAUUUGUUAAUAUUGUUAGACAUUGAUUUUAAACAAGCCUUAAUAUGGUUUGUAAGAUAUUCAUUGUGUAUGAAGGUGAUAAUGGGAUGUGCUCAAUGUGAAGGUUGUGUUGUAGUUUUGUGUGAUACUUGUUAUAAUAUAUAGAAGUAAACAUGA
This is a messenger RNA of Dreissena polymorpha, 2433 nucleotides long. Its product is annotated as nuclear hormone receptor HR96-like. Gene Ontology annotation, molecular function: nuclear receptor activity; RNA polymerase II cis-regulatory region sequence-specific DNA binding; zinc ion binding. The record is from RefSeq and is a predicted model, not a curated record. The coding region runs from base 258 to 1718 and encodes 486 amino acids. NCBI's taxonomy places the organism in Eukaryota, Metazoa, Mollusca, Bivalvia, Myida, Dreissenidae. Gene Ontology annotation, biological process: positive regulation of transcription by RNA polymerase II; cell differentiation; negative regulation of transcription by RNA polymerase II. The transcript is spliced from 5 exons.